Chara braunii is the source of this 2595-nucleotide messenger RNA. The record is from the annotation of a GenBank genome assembly. Lineage: Eukaryota; Viridiplantae; Streptophyta; Charophyceae; Charales; Characeae.
GAGCAUUGCUGCCGCUCGGCGAUCGUCUGCUAUCUGGGGUUCUGCAAUUUGGGGAUCGACAAAAUUGUCUGCAAUGUGGGAUCGGCAAAAGUCGAGCCGGGAGGAGGAGGAGGUGGUUAGGCUUUUAUCUUCUCUUUUCAUCCGUCAAGAGCAAGUGAUUUAAAUUUCCAGAAGAAUGGUUUCCAGCAUUGGUAGGAACAGGGCCUUGCCUCCAUCCACUGCCUACCAAAUGUGCAAAAUGAGAAUGCAUCUUCCGCAAGAGCAUGGAAAGCUGCGCCGCCAUAUGUUUUGUCUUUUGUGCGCGUCUUGUGUAGUGGAGUGAGGCCCAUGAUGGUUGUUUGCUUGCAAGUGCACUGAGUGAAGAACGACAAAUUUCGCAAGUUCGUAUGUAGCAUGAGAGGAGGUAGGUGUAUAGCACUGUAUAGUAUACAUUUCUGCAUCAGAUUCUUCCCAAGGAGUAUGUGGCCUUAAGGAAUAGGCAAUGAUUGUAGCAGUAAGUAAGGUUGUUUCAUGUGUAACUGGUAUCUGGUCUUUGCCUGAGACCAGAUUCCUGCUAGGUAAAAAAUGAUUACGUUGAAAAAUCGCAGCAGUCUAGAAAAUUUUCAUGGCUGUCAGUUCCAAGCCACAAGCCUGCAAUCAGUACCGGUAUCUGGUCGUUGCCGUAGGUAAAAAUUGAUUACGUUGAAAAAUCGCAGCAGUAUAGAAAAUUUUCAUGGCUGUCAGUAACAAGCCACAAGCCUGCAAUCAGUACCAGUAUCUGGUCGUUGCCUGAGACCGCAAUCAUGGGAGGGCUUCUCCGACCCCAAUCAGGCAAUAUUUGUAUCUGGUCUGUGGGUACGACUGCAUGUGAGGGGCUUCUCAGCUUUCUUCUCCUAGUUCAGGUACGAGUCUUUUUAGCUCUCCCGGCAGGAAGGAGGGUUUAAAUGCGAGCAACUCGUAGGUGAGGGAGGUGAUACUGCCCACCACUCCCGUUGACGGCCCACAUGUUUAUAAGCGGUGUAAAUGGGAGCAACCUGCAGGCCACAGAUUUUGCAGGCGAGACGGGCAACCGAGGAGAGUGGGCUGUCAAUGUUUGUGGCCAGUGUACAGAACUGCCAGCUGGUUAUCCCUACGUCUCUGUUUGUGGAUCCCUGUUUCUCUUCUGUGUUGCCUUGGCAAGCCCUGUGUGUGCAUGCAUGUCUGCAUGUGUGUGUGUGUGCGUGCAUGUCUGCAUGUGUGUGUGUGUGUGUGUGUGUGUGUGUGUGUGUGUGUGUGUGUGUGUNGUGUGUGUGUGUGUGUGUGUGUGUGUGUGUGUGUGUGUGUGUGAGAGAGAGAGAGAGAGAGAGAGAGAGAGAGAGAGAGAGAGAGAGAGAGUGCGUGCGCGUUUAGAUGUUGAUAAGCAGUGAAGUUGUGGCAUGUGUAUAACUGGCGAAAGGUUGUUGGAAGUGCGAUUUGUCGUCGUGCAUGUCUUGGUAGUGUCAAGAAUUGGUGCCUGAUGAGUGGGGUGAAUGUGGAGAUUGAAUGAUUAUGGAGUUGGAUAGAGAGGAAUGUGUGCAUAUCUCAUGCUCUGAAGCCAGAUCGGGGGGAAGGAGGGUGAUAUCGCUGGGGGGAAGAGGAGGGAGGGGGGGGGGAGGAUGCGGAAGACUUGUUGCAAGCGAUCAAAUUGCAGAGAUAUCUUCCUGGGAUUCUAUUCUGCUGGGCGGGCUAGAUUUUGCGGACCGACAAGCAAAAAAUGCAUGGGCGACGGUCUGCGUGUGGAUGCCAGUUUCCAUUUGUGUGUGCUUUGUAGUCACUUACGUAGCCUUCUUCUUCAUGAGGAAUGCAGAUCAGGGCACUGCAGCAGCAGCGUUGCCGUCGGCACACGACGCGCUGACGAACUAUGUGCUGACGAACUUUGGGCUACCUGCAGGUCUGCUUCCACUCACGGUGAAGGAUUAUAAUGUGCAGUCGAGCUGCCAUUUCGUGGCUCAUCGCGACCGCCGCCAUUGCUGUGACAAGCUUACGGGCGAUACGCACCAUUUACGGUGCUCGAAAGAGACCUGGGGUGCUUCAGAAACAUCGCGCCUUGUCUGAAAAAUCGGCAAAAUAUGCUGCUGGGUGGGUUAUAUUUUGCUGUGCUUGUGGUCUUGCUUGCUGCUGUACACUGUGCAGCUAGUUUUGCCAGGCUGCUUGCUCACUUCGUUGGCCGGUUGAUCGAUCGACUGGUCGAAAGACAAAAGGAGAGGAGAACAUAUGCAAUGAAGUGAUAGGUAGGAUGCAGAGGGAAAGAAGACCGGACAAAUGCGUGGCUAGAAUAUUGGUACAUAGACUCUAUGGAGUGAUUUAACAGGUAGAAUGGUAGAUGGUGUCCUUCGGGACGUCCUUUAGGAUUUGGGAUUGGAACGAUACAGAGAACAUGAGCAUGGCCCCUGCUAAGGAUGGCACACAGAGAUUGAGAAAUGCUUUAGAAUGUUAGAAGGAUAGAUCGGUAUGUAGACACAAUAGUACCCGAACGAGGUUCGUUGCUAGUUAGGUGCUCGCUUUUGAUUAUCAGCUCGAAGCAUUGGAGUCUUGUGGCGGUCUGUCAAAAGCGAAACUGAUGUGAACAGUCUCGGGUUCUUUCUUGUGCAUGCAAUA